AUGUCUGGAGAGAGGAAACAGGAGGACGAUUACGAGGAUAUCACGUUGUGCCAUCGAAUGACCAUCUGCCAUCCUCUGAUACGAAACAUAAUCAUAACAGAGCCCGUCUUCAAGUAUCUGGGCCGAAGCUUGACCUGGGCUAAGUUGUUCCAGGUCACGACUGUCGUGAUGAUGACGUCGUUGGGUUGGGCGAUAUUGUACUUCAUCCUGGGAGACACCAUGUUACCCACCAACGAUGGCUUUGGUCUAUUCGUCCUCGCCAUAUUUUCUUCCUGCCUCGGUAGUUGGCUGCCAUUGAUCCCCUACCUCAAUCUUCCACCUGUUUUCGGGAUGCUAGUCGCUGGCCUGAUCGUUCGUAAUAGCGGGCUUUACAACAUCCACGAAGAACUCGGCGAAGUGACUACCUCUAAGAUCAGAACCUUCUGUCUCACGUUUAUCAUGAUAAGAGCUGGACUUCAGCUGUCGACCACUAGCCUCAAGGAACAUCCGAUCUUCAUACUGAUCUUGGCCAUCGUUCCUUGCUCGAUCGAGAUGCUCGUCCUAGCGAUUUACUGCAAGUACAUUCUGUCGUAUCACUGGGAUUGGUCCAUCAUGACUGGAACGAUACUCAGCUGCAUGUCGCCAGUGGUGACCGUGAACUGUCUGCUAGCUUUGGCCGAACAAGGUUACGGCGAAAAUAAAGGUCUUACGACGAUUCUCUGCACUGCUGCUUGUAUCGACAACGUGCACAUCGUUUCCCUGUUUGCUGUGUGUUACUCGAUCGUCUUUGCCAAAGAUGGCAAAGCCAUGUAUUGGCAUUACAUAUACGUCGGUCUUCGAGAUUCGAUACUGGGCAUGCUGGCAGGAACUUUCCUCGGUAUUUGUUUCGUAUUCUUCCCUCAUCGUAGUCACAAAUACAUAAGCUGGUAUCGCAUAACCUGCUUGGUCCUCGGCUCUUUAACAUGUACCACAGCGACCGCAAAAUUGACAGUCUCCGGUGCAGGAUACUUAGCCACCUUGGUUAUGUCGUUCGUCAGCAUAAUCGGCUGGAGGAUUUUGUCGGCUUCCUUCGAUACGACGACCUUUCGCCAAGCUGCGUUUCUGCUUUGGCAGAUAGUACAACCAAUUUUGGUCGGAGUAAUCGGUGCAGACAUUGAACUCACGCAUUGGUCCUUAUCCAGAUUCGGACUUCACUUGUCGUGCAUUUUGAUGGGACUGCUGGGACGAAGCGUGGCCGCUUAUUUGACGAUGAUGCGAACCCCAUUCACGUGGAAAGAACGACUGUUCGUGGUGGUAUGUUGGUUACCAAAAGGCACCAUACAGGCAGCUUUGGGACCGAUGGCAUACGAACAUUUGCGGAGCAAUGAGAACAAGUUGGAGGAUAUUAACGUGGCUUUGGACAUCGUGAGAAUAUCGGUAAUUACUAUUUUAUUCCUAGCACCGAUUGGGUCCAGUUUGAUCACCUUCACCGGCCCUGUUCUCCUCGAGCAAACUACCGUCGAGCAACGACAAAGAGCUCGCGAGUUGAGCUAUUUGCGAACCCUCUCCCUUCUACCAACGCUGGACCCAAACAUCGACGGAGAUCGUGAUGCCGAGUAG
This is a messenger RNA of Eufriesea mexicana, 1578 nucleotides long. RefSeq names its product sodium/hydrogen exchanger 9B1. Gene Ontology annotation, molecular function: antiporter activity. Gene Ontology annotation, biological process: proton transmembrane transport. Gene Ontology annotation, cellular component: membrane. The coding region runs from base 1 to 1578 and encodes 525 amino acids. NCBI's taxonomy places the organism in Eukaryota, Metazoa, Arthropoda, Insecta, Hymenoptera, Apidae. The record is from RefSeq and is a predicted model, not a curated record. The transcript is spliced from 7 exons.